Molecule: messenger RNA, 2143 nt
Organism: Neopsephotus bourkii (Bourke's parrot)
Lineage: Eukaryota; Metazoa; Chordata; Aves; Psittaciformes; Psittacidae
Gene: RPH3AL
Product: rabphilin 3A like (without C2 domains)
Exons: 8
Coding region: 170-1129 (319 amino acids)
Biological process (GO): intracellular protein transport
Molecular function (GO): small GTPase binding
Source: RefSeq, a predicted model, not a curated record
GGAGGCGGCGGAGGAGGAGGCGGCGGUCCCGGUGAGCUCCGUUUCCGCGUUGUUCAGGGGGCGGCUCCGGGUCGCAGCGUGGUCCCUGGCGGAGCCGGCUGCUCGUUUUGCCGGGGCAGCUGGGCCGGAGGACAGGUGUGAUCCCUGCCUCUCCUCCCAGCCUGGUGCCAUGGCUGACAUGAUAUUUGGCAGCGGGACGGGCCAGUGGGUGUGCCCCAACGACCGGCAGCUUGCACUGCGUGCCAAGCUUCAGACAGGCUGGUCAGUGCACACGUUCCAGACUGAGAAGCAGAGGAAGAUGCAGGCUCUGAGCCCACAGGAGCUUGAGGUCAUUCUGGAAGUCAUCCGCAAGGCAGAGAAAUUGGACAUCAUUGAGCAGCAGCGCAUCGGGCGCCUGGUGGAGCGGCUGGAGAACAUGAGGAAGAACGCGAUGGGGAAUGGCCUCUCGCAGUGCCUGCUUUGUGGUGAACUGCUUGGGCUGCUGGGUAGCACGUCGGUCUUUUGUCAGGAUUGCAAAAAGAAAGUUUGCACCAAGUGUGGAAUAGAAACCUUUGGAGCCCAGAAACGUCCUCUUUGGUUGUGCAAGAUCUGCAGUGAACAAAGAGAGGUUUGGAAGAGGUCUGGUGCGUGGUUCUACAAGGGGCUGCCCAAGUACAUCACGCCUUUGAAGAGCAGCAGCAAAUCCAGUGAGCAGCACUCGCAGCCUUGGCAAAGCGAGCCAGCCAUGCCGGAGGCAGAGAGCAUCGGGACCAGCCGAUCCUUCACCUGGGCCAGGGGAAAAGUGGUUUCAAGUGACAGUGAGAGCGACUCGGAGUUCAGUUCCUCCAGCCUGGAUGAUAAGCCCUCACCUGCAGGGUCAAAAGGCUCCCAAGGCAGAAAGCAGCAAGCAGGACUAGCAUCCAUCAGGGAGCCCAGCCGGGGCAGGGUGCUGGGAAGCACCCACUCCCCAAGCCUGUCGGGGAGCCGCAGCAGCCUGGGCAGUGAGCAGGGGGCUGACCCCAGUGCCACUGAGAGCUGCCACAGUGACCAGCCAGCUGAUGGGCGAGACAGCGAUGCCAGCAGCAGGGUCCCUGGUAAGCUGAACCUCCUCUCUGGGCAUAUCCAUGCUUUGGGGGCUUACUUGCUUUGAAGUACAGCUUUCUCAGCUGCACACCUGCAAAGCUGCAGCCGAGGAUCACCUUUCCCUGCUGUUUUUCUCAUGGCAGAUGCUGUCACAACAUUACAGCUCACUCCUUCCCUCUCCCCCGAGUGCAGAAUUAUUCUGCAACAUGAGUAAUUGUCUGAGGUGGGAGCUGCCUACAUCAAGAGCAGUGGUAGACUGAGUCUUUGUCCCAGCCAAGGCCCUGAGCUUCUCUCUGCCCUGCAGAGGCAGCAGAACUGAUUGAGCAUUUACUGAAGGAAAGCAGAACUCCAACAGCUUUAUGAGACUGGAUAAAAAUUUUCCUAAUGGUAGAUGGCUCUUAAAGCCAAGAAUGGCUCUUCCCAGGACUCUGCAGUGCAAGGAAAAGACACUUUUCCCCCCUUCAACAGCCUUGGAACAAUUAAGUGACUGACAGUAGAAGCUGCUAUCACAUCUGAUCUGGAGCAGCUGAAAGAGAUGCAAAUGUGUUCUCUCUGCAGCUCCCACUAAUCUAGUCAAUAACCCCUUAAGUUAUCGUUUAGUGCUGCUCUCUCCAGAGCAUUCCUGCUGCCCUGUGAGCUGCCGCUCCUUUUGUUCCUGAGCCUGUUUUGUGCUGUGCAUGUUGAGGCGUAAAUUGGAUUAGAGAGAACAGGUUUAUCCUCAAGUGUAACAUGGAGUCAUCGUUCCCCCUCCCCACGCUUCCCACUAGAAAUAGCCAGCAUAAAAUUGUUUCUCUGCUUUUCCCUCCCUCCCCAAAGUUUCAGGCAUUUGCAGUUUUCUUUAAUUCUUGGUUUUGCAAAGCAAGUCAGAUGAGUGAUACUUCUGUUCUGUCUGUCAUCUCACUGGAUUAUAGUGCUGUCCUGGACAGGGUGGUUUAUUUUAAGUCCCUGUUGGCUGUGGCAUUAAUGACGUCUGAUUGCUGUUGUGUAUUGGCUCUGAUGGCUGCUGAGCAGAGCUGCAGGUUGGGCUGCAGGAUUGAAGUGAAUGGUGGUGGAUUGCAGGUGUGACCAGAGAAGCUGUGGC